AUGGCGCAGGGAACCGUCUCUCUUCCUCGAUCCGGGAUCUCUGCCGUCUCUGCGUUCACUCUCGCGAGCUGUCUCCUCCUGUCUCCUCUUGCGCUCUUCUUCCUUUCCGUGACUGCCUCUCAAACACCCCCUGCGCCCCAGACAAACUACGAGGCGUCAUAUCAAGCGUCUCCACCCUCUCCUCCUUCUCCUCCCUCGCCCCCUUCUCCUCCUGUUGGCGCCGAGAGCUACGUUCCUCCGAACGAGCAGGGGAGAUAUCGAGAGGCUCCUCCGUCGUCAGUGCAGAAUCUCGCUUCGAGUUAUCAGUCUGGCGGACGAGCUGGAGAGGCGCCUUACGCUCCGCAGACUGGUGACGCCCAGGCUCAUGGAGGCGCCUACGUCUCUCCUCCCGCCGCGGAGGAAGGUGCUCCCCUCGUCCCGCCGGUCGCCGCCCCCGGAGACUCUAGCGCUGCGCGGCGGAAAGAGAGAGGCCAGCCGCUCUGGCAAGAGACCGUCGGAUCCGUCGAACUGUCGAGGCACUCCUGGGCUGCGCCUCUCGACUUCGAAGCGAUUCAGAGUGACUGGGAUGUGGCGAUGGCGACGGUGCCGGCCGAGAGCUACCUCGUUCUCACGCCGGCGGUUUCGAAUCGCACAGGACAGUUCUGGCACCGAAGGCCGCUGAAGACGAGCAACUUCGAGAUUCAGUUUGGAUUUGGAGUCUACGGCGAUGACGCGGCGUACAUGGACAUCGCGGCCGGGCGCGCGCCGAGACCGGGGGAGGUGACGCACUUGGUGGGGAAGCCAGAGGGCUUCGCUUUGUGGUACGUCUACGACGAGUACGCCAAGGUCUUUCCAAAGUCGGUCGAAGAAGAGAAAGAGUGGACGCUCUUCGGGUACAAGAACCGACCCAGAGGCCUCGGUGUGUUCUUCAAGAUGUUCGAUCGAUACGGACAACUCCGGCCCUCCAUCUCCAUCUUUUACAACGAGUACGGCAACCGAGUGCUCGACGCCUCUAGAGACAUUCCUCUCCCCGCUGGCGUCUUCUACAAGUACCGAAACCUACCCGAGCCGGCAGUGUUUAAACUUGCAGCGGGGCCGGGGGGCGUCGUCGGCGAGAUUCGAACGAGCAGUGGCGGCGCGUGGCUGACUUGUUUCCACUUGAAAGAUGUUCGCUUGAAGGCUGGUGGUUUCUUGGGUUUCACGGCGUACAACGGACCUGAAGCGUCCUCGCUGGUGCCUCCGUCGGCGGGGGUGGAGAAACAGGGGGGCGGCAUCGCUGACCUCGUCGUUCUCUACUUCGUGAAAGUCUGGAACUUGGACCUGAGUGUGCGAGGGGAAGACGACGCGGCAGUGGCGCAGGAACUGACAGACAUCCCUGUCGACGACAUGCUCAAAGCGCACUCGGUCCACAGAGACGACAAAGCUCUCGCAGACGCCCUCAAACAUCUCACCCGAAUGAUGUACAAACAUAUCGCCGAGCAAACGCCCAGGGAGCAAGCGAUGCAGCGAACGAUCAACUCUUUGUUUUCUCAUGUGACUCGGCUGUCGACAGAGCUGAGGGAAAUGAAGAAGGAAAUUAUCAGCCAUCUCCAAGCCACUCCUAGUUUGGCCAAGAGCGGGGCGGACUCUAAGGCAGGCGGGGGUGCGGAGCAUGCGCUGCACACGGUCAGGACCGAGCUCCAUGGAUUGAAAAAUUUGCUGGCGCAGCAUUCCCAAAUUCACCGAGACUCUCUUCACACGCUUCAACAGAAAGUUGAGGCUGCCAGGUCCACAGGUUCGGCGGGAGCUGUCGCGCCAGAGCUCAGGGAGUUGGCUAACCGGGCGCGGGAGCUGGAGGCGACGAUUGCAGCAAAGGAGCACUUUUCGUUUUUCAUGACCAUCGGGAUGAUUCUCGUUCUGCUUGCUUUUGCGCUUUUUGUGUGGAAGCGCUUCCGCGACAUGGAGAAAAAGCACUUGCUUUAAACGCAGUUGCUGCCUGUCAGUUUCCGAGCUCGACAGCGUACUCCACAGCUUGCCGGGUGUAUGUACAGUUCGGAGUUCGUCCUCGCUUCACUGAGAUACGGGCGUGUCUCGCGUGCGUACAUGUUUGCAUUCUGUGUGUUUUUGUGUGCACACCCUUUUGGACUGAAGCUGCGGUGGCACACACGUCGGUCUGGCAUGUGCGCCCGCACAAAGACACGGAGGGGUCUCUGCAAUCCGCGGGAAACAGUUCUCUUUUCAAGUGUAGAGCUUCGUACACAAAUUCGUGCGUAGGUCUGUUUGUGUGUUCGGAAUGGAACCUUUUCUCCACGGGUGCACAGAGAAAGAGUGGGAUCGAUGCAAUCAGUUCAAUCAAUGGUCAGUUCUUGUGUGACCUGAGGUCAGUACGCAACAUCGGUGUUGUGUGUCGCCGUGUGUCUCUCGACACACAGAGUGCGUCUAUAUGAAGGCAAUGCUUC
Molecule: messenger RNA, 2417 nt
Organism: Toxoplasma gondii ME49
Lineage: Eukaryota; Apicomplexa; Conoidasida; Eucoccidiorida; Sarcocystidae
Product: lectin family protein
Exons: 5
Coding region: 1-1941 (646 amino acids)
Biological process (GO): Golgi organization; endoplasmic reticulum to Golgi vesicle-mediated transport; endoplasmic reticulum organization
Cellular component (GO): endoplasmic reticulum membrane; Golgi membrane; endoplasmic reticulum-Golgi intermediate compartment
Molecular function (GO): D-mannose binding
Source: RefSeq, a predicted model, not a curated record